This is a messenger RNA of Pygoscelis adeliae (Adelie penguin), 3436 nucleotides long. It is a transcript of the gene FBXO40, whose product is annotated as F-box protein 40. The coding region runs from base 75 to 2180 and encodes 701 amino acids. Gene Ontology annotation, cellular component: cytoplasm. The transcript is spliced from 3 exons. Lineage: Eukaryota; Metazoa; Chordata; Aves; Sphenisciformes; Spheniscidae. Gene Ontology annotation, molecular function: protein binding; ubiquitin protein ligase activity; zinc ion binding. The record is from RefSeq and is a predicted model, not a curated record.
CCUUUACCCACCUCACUUCAACCCAGCUGAGCACAACCAGGAGAGCAAGUGUUUGGUACACACACAGGGACUCUAUGAUUAAGCACCGGGCUCAGAAAGCUCCCCCUGGGCAGCACAGGCACUGUGAGAGAUGUUUCAACCGGCACUGCCGCGCACCAAUUGAGCCCUCCAUCUCCUGCAUGGUGAUCAGCUGCCGCUUUCACUGCGGGGCCACCUUCCACAUGUGCAAGGCAGAGGAGCACCAAUUGCUCUGUCCCUUAGAGCAGGUCUCCUGCCUCAACUCAGCCUAUGGCUGCCCUUUUUCCAUGGCCCGCUUUAAGCUGGCGAAGCACCUCCAGGUCUGUCCAGCCAGCGUUGUCUGCUGCUCGAUGGAGUGGAAUCGCUGGCCAAACGUGGAUUCAGACACAACCCUCCACAAGAACAUUAUGAAGGAGACCUUGAACGAAGAGUGUCUGGACACAGCCUUGGCACUCAGAGACCAGAAGAUACUUUUCAGGACUUUGAAAAUAGCCGACUUGUUUCCAGAGUGGAGGAAAAAGGAUGAAGUGGAAGAGCUAAUGGACGAAGCUAUAGGUGGGGAAGAAGGUGCUGUGGGAGGAGUAGCCUGUGGUUCCCAAGAGGCCGACGACCAGUUGUCCGAGCUCAGCCAACGUGAGCGUGAAGAUUUGGCAAAGGACAAAGAGGGAAUGGAUCUGGGGAGUUACAAAACCUGGGAGAACAUUUUCAGCAAAGAGCUCCUGGCUUGCAAGGUAAUGGGCUCAGCGGCCAGCACAGGACAAAAGACAGAGGAGGCUUCCAAGAAAACAGCAUCAGACCCUCGUGCUGCCAGCUCCACAGAGAAGGCAAAGGAAGUACCUGACAGUGCAGAAGAGGCAAAAGACCAAAAGCCUGAACAAGUAACACCAAAUACAGAAAGGACAGGACUGGCUCCCUGGCAAGAAGGGGUCCUGGAAAGGCUGAAGAAGGAAGUUGGUGUAGGGGAUUACAACAUGUAUCUGGUACAUCAUGGGGGAAUGCUCAUCCGCUUUGGCCAGCUAGCUGCUUGCACACCCAAAGAAAAAGACUUUGUCUAUGGGAACUUGGAAGCUCAGGAGGUGAAGACUGUUUACACCUUCAAAGUGCCAGUUAGUUACUGUGGCAAAAGAGCACGACUAGGAGAUGCACUGGGCCACAAGAUACCAACUUCAGACAAGUCGGUGGAUACAUCAGAAUUGGGAAUAAACCUAGAAGAGCUACCUAAGGCAAAUAUAGUUAAAGCCACGCUGCUGUGUGCACUGGAAAAAGAGCUGAAAGGCCAUGAGAUCUCUGAAGCAAGGGGUAUCGAUGGACUCUUUGUGGAUUUUCCAACACAGACAUACAGCUUCCCUCUAGAGCCCUUCUCCUCUGAUGCUGUUCUAGCAGAUAUUCUGGAUGAAAAAAGCCCACCAGAACUCCACGUGGAGCUCUACACUGAAUGUGUAACCAGAAGACACAACAAAAGCAGUUCAGCUUUCACGUUCACUUGCAGUCAUUUCUUCAGGAGGGAUGAGUUCCCGUCCCACUUCAAGAAUGUGCAUGCUGAUAUCCAGUCAUGUCUGGACGGAUGGUUCCAGCAUCGCUGCCCACUGGCCUACUUGGGAUGUACUUUUGUCCAAAAUCACUUCCGCCCUGAUGGACUUAAGGCCAAGGUUAUAUACAGCAAGCCUCUCAAGACAUUUGCUAUUAAGCCAGAGGUGGACACCGUCCUUGCUGAAUCAGGGAAGUGCAAUUCCACAGUGGCUAAUCGAGGGAGAAAUAAGGACUCACUGAGCAGCCUCCCAGUGGAAGUGCUCAAGUACAUUGCUGGGUUCCUGGACAGCUUCAGUUUAUCUCAGCUAUCGCAAGUGUCAGUGCUGAUGAGGGACAUCUGUGCCACUCUUCUUCAAGAGAGGGGAAUGGUCCUGCUGGUCUGGGAGAAAAAAAGAUAUUCCCAUGGCGGUACUUCGUGGAAAGCUCGCAAAAAGAUCUGGCAGUUCAGCAGCCUGUUCUCCAGAGUUAACAAAUGGCAGCGCAACGAUGUCGCGUGCAUGUCGGAGCACCUGAAGAACUGUCCCUUCUACCAAGUGGAGCACAAGACAGACCCCGUGCUGCUGACAGGCAUGUGCGAGUCUCGAGAGCAGACUCAAAAGACUUUGGUUUCUACUUUCAAGCGCAGAGUCUGAACAACCUGCUUCCCCGCUGCCACGCUCCUUUCAGGGCCCUUGAAAAGAAGAUUUGGGAAUUUAGGUGUAAAGAUUGUUGCUUCCAACUCUCCUUUGGACGUACAAAACUGGCUUCUGCCCAGCUGAAGCUGUCUCCCAGUUUGGAACAUCCUGCAUCUUUUUUUUUCCCUGCAUUAAUUUAAUUGUUAAAACUUCAUCCAUUGCUCACUGAUAUCAUGUGCUUUCUGUUUAUGUUUCUGUUCCUUGCUUAAUACAGCAUCCUGGAGAAAGCAAUAAGGAUCUUGUUUGAAACAGCAUCUUCGCAACCUUGAAGGUAGGCUGCUACUCCUGUACCAUGUCCCUGAGAGAAGCAAGAGCAGUUAAUGUACCUAGCUUGACUAGGUCUGAAACACCUUAGUUUUGGCUGGAGAGCCAAGUUCUGGGAGCACAGGCAAAUGCCCUCCUGCCCGUCAGACCUAGGGAUUGCUAACCUGUUCUGAGUUGUGGGCAAAAGAAAAGGAGCCCCCAAAAUUAAGUGAAUUAAUUAGGACUCAGGAAUGCACCGCACAGCCACAGACCGUCGUUCAGGGCUCCGAUUCAGGCAAGCGUGCCUAGUUAGCAUUGAUGUCAGCAUUUGAGUGCAAGCCUAAAGCUGAGCUCAUGGAAACAUUCAAACCAAAGCAAACAAACUUGUUUUUUGUUAGAAAUUACCAAGUAGCAAAAGUUUUAGGGGUUCAAUUGACAUUUUUUGGUUAAUAACUUUCUCUGUUUUAUUUAAAAAUCCACUAAAGCCAUCAAAAAAUAUUUUAAGACAUUCUUAGAAUGCCUUACCUACUCAGUUUUGCAAUUGUAAAUUGCAAAUUGUAAUUGUCAGCAAUUGUAAACAAUUUGUCAAAGAUUUUAUUUUUUUCCGUAAAAGAGAAGGCGUUCGGCAGCCCAUUCAGUAACAGUAUGGAUAACGUUUGCUUCAGUUAAAUGGGCUGGAGUAUAAGAAUUUUUUUCUUUUUUUACAGAGCAGAAGAGUGAUUAGGGUUUAGUUGAUUUUUUAACAAAUACACUAAUUUAAAAACAGAAUGUGCUUGUUGAGGCAAUAGAUGAGAGAAAGUGGGCAUGUCACCAACAGCGUCUGUCUUAUGACACUAUUUAAACCCAUUUCAGAGGCACUAGUUAGAAAUGCCAUAGUUGUGGUGGCAGGUGGGAUUCCUCUGAAAUGGCUGUAAACUGAUUUGACAGCUUACAGCCGCUGCGCAGCCACAGCGGUGAUGACUCACACCCCU